Messenger RNA from Mycotypha africana, 767 nucleotides. RefSeq lists its product as uncharacterized. The transcript is spliced from 3 exons. Lineage: Eukaryota; Fungi; Mucoromycota; Mucoromycetes; Mucorales; Mycotyphaceae. The record is from RefSeq and is a predicted model, not a curated record. Bases 184 to 342 code for a protein of 52 amino acids.
CACGUAAGUUCCGAUUUGAACGUCAAAUAGGUACCAUGUUUUGGAGUUAGAAGAAUAGGUCAACUACGACAGGCCAUCAGCGAUCUGGAAGCUUCAAGGCAGAGAGACAAAAAAGACCUUUCAGACACCUGCUAAGAGUUUACAGACUAUACUGCAUCACAAUGCAGUCAGUUUAAUUUUAGAAUGUCAACGAUUCCUGUAGAGAAAUUCGAAGCCUUUGAGAAUUACAACUUUGACAACGACGAACAGUUUCAAACAGGCCUUAAAUCGUUAGCCUACAACGAGCAAGAGAAUAACGCUGAAUUGCUGCAACGCGCAAAGUUGUUUUACUAUACCAAGUAAGAAUUUCAUAUAUAGUUUCAAGAUAGCUUUGAUAUGCUUGCGAAUUCCUUUCUGACUCUCGAAAGGGGCAAUAUUAAAGAUACAGAGAUUCUUUUGACAUUGAUGAAUAUCUGAGUUGGAGGAAGGCUAAACUUGGUGAAGAGCCAGCAGUAGAAAAUAAGGAGAAAAAGAGUGAAUUGGAAGGUAUUUGAAGAUUCUUAUCCUUAGUAAUUUGAAAUUAAUAACUGAUAAAGGAGCGUUUCCGCUUUACGUUUUUCUUUUGUAGGCGAACCACCCAGAUUUUCAUUUCAAGAGUUGGUGGACAUGAUAGAGAAAGGAAUUGAAAUACCAGGUAAAACCAAAAGUGUACACUUCAAGGGCUUAAUUGAUCUUUGUAUCUAAAAGUGAGCACUUCUAUAUAAUCAGGUAUAAAGCAAAUACCGAAC